AGAAACUUCGAUAGAAGAAAGAAGUGUCGUCCGUUCCUUCUCUGUCGCUCGGUGUUGCUUUGCGAAGAUGCUGUCCGGCGAUAUACCUCCGAGUCAAACUAUCUACAUCAAGAACCUCAAUGAGAAGAUCAAAAAAGAAGAAUUGAAGAGAUCCCUUUAUUGUUUGUUCUCGCAAUAUGGAAGGAUCUUGGAUGUUGUUGCCUUGAAGACACCAAAGCUCCGUGGACAAGCAUGGAUUGUUUUUAGUGAACUGACAGCUGCCAGUAAUGCAUUUCGACAAAUGCAAAAUUUUCCUUUCUAUGAUAAACCUAUGAGGAUACAAUAUGCAAAAAUGAAGUCAGACUGUAUUGCCAAAGCAGAUGGAAGCUAUGUUCCAAGAGAAAAGAAGAAGAAGCAAGAAGAAAAAGCUGAAAGAAAGCGACGUGCUGAAGAAGCAGCACAAUCUGCUAUGGCUAAUGGGGCAGCUACUCAAACUAAUGGAGGUCCAAAUGCUUCCUUCCGCCAAGGGAACACAAACGCACAGGAGCAAGCUGCACCGAACAAUAUUCUCUUCAUACAGAAUUUACCUCACGAGACUACCAGCAUGAUGCUGCAAUUGCUUUUUGCACAGUAUCCAGGCUUCAAAGAAGUCCGGAUGAUCGAAGCAAAGCCAGGUAUUGCCUUUGUCGAGUACGAAGAUGAAGACGAGUCAGCUGUAGCCAUGCAGGCCCUUCAAGGUUUUAAGAUCGCCCCCCAAUUUCCCAUGGCCAUUUCUUUCGCCAAGAAGUAAUCAACACUUGAUUUCUGUCUGUACUUGUUUUGGCAUUCAGAGAGUAUUUGAAAACGAAAAUGUAUCAAUUUCCCAAGUGGAGAUAGAUAUUGUUAGAACUUAGAAGGGUUUGACUGUUACAGCAUUUUAUGUUUCCCAGUUGCUAAUGGUACAAGGGGUUGUUUAUUUGCUGGCAGAACACGAUUGGUUGGCCUGGAUCAAUCAUUGUUUGCAUAAGUUAUUUUUUUUAUU
Messenger RNA from Rubroshorea leprosula, 1000 nucleotides. Lineage: Eukaryota; Viridiplantae; Streptophyta; Magnoliopsida; Malvales; Dipterocarpaceae. The record is from the annotation of a GenBank genome assembly.